Messenger RNA from Hippocampus comes (tiger tail seahorse), 715 nucleotides. RefSeq names its product NADH:ubiquinone oxidoreductase complex assembly factor 4 (gene ndufaf4). The record is from RefSeq and is a predicted model, not a curated record. Bases 48 to 605 code for a protein of 185 amino acids. The transcript is spliced from 3 exons. Gene Ontology annotation, cellular component: mitochondrion. Gene Ontology annotation, biological process: mitochondrial respiratory chain complex I assembly. NCBI's taxonomy places the organism in Eukaryota, Metazoa, Chordata, Actinopteri, Syngnathiformes, Syngnathidae.
UAUUGUUUGCUGCCCACUAAUAGAGACGAAGAAUCGUGUUGGGUAAAAUGGGUGCACGGGUCGUGCGAAUGUUUAGAAAUUUCAAUCUAGAAAACAGGAUUGAGCGAGAAAUUUCGAAGGAAAAGCCUCGGUCUGCGCCGAGGCACCAGCUCACUCAACCGACCUCCACUGGUCAAAAUGACGCAAAUACAUUUUCGGCAGAAGUAUCGGGAGCUGUCCACCAGAAGAACGAUCCUCUAUUGUUAAAUUUGAAGUCAGUGUUUGUGGAGUCGAAAGAUAAAGCAGCCGGCCCAGUUAAGUCACGAAAGGACCUGUCUGCGGACGGAGGAGCAAAGACACGUCCGAUAAAGUUCACUCUCCCCAACGACUCACAAGGCCUUGCAAAUGUGCAGAACAUUCCUCACGGCAAACUGACCAUCACGGAGGCUCUGAAGGCUCUCGGCAGCCACCAGAAUCAGCCUCAAACAUGGACAUCGCAGAAGAUAUCAGAAGAAUAUUCUCUGAAUUUGAAAGAAACCAAUUCUCUUCUUGAGUUUUUCGUCCCGUUUCAAAUUCAGAUUAUCCCACCCCAGACUGCAAAGGUUAAACAAUUGAAGGGUUCAUAGGAAUAAAUGAUGAAUAACAAAAUACACUUUGUAUAGAAUCUAUUAAUGAGCAGAAUGAACUUGUAUCGUGAAAAUAAUUUAAAUAAAUAUGAAUCUUUUUCUGUAAAUCA